This is a messenger RNA of Pungitius pungitius (ninespine stickleback), 1405 nucleotides long. It is a transcript of the gene meis1a, whose product is annotated as Meis homeobox 1 a. Gene Ontology annotation, molecular function: RNA polymerase II cis-regulatory region sequence-specific DNA binding; DNA-binding transcription activator activity, RNA polymerase II-specific. Gene Ontology annotation, biological process: positive regulation of cell population proliferation; eye development; positive regulation of transcription by RNA polymerase II. The record is from RefSeq and is a predicted model, not a curated record. The transcript is spliced from 9 exons. Bases 344 to 1405 code for a protein of 353 amino acids. NCBI's taxonomy places the organism in Eukaryota, Metazoa, Chordata, Actinopteri, Perciformes, Gasterosteidae.
CUCCCAGCACCCCUCUCCGCCCCGGUUUGGAUGUAACUCGAUCGGAUCCAGGCUGCUGACUGAGCGGUUGGUCGGGUGGUCGGUGGUCGGUUGUUGCUUGGAGCUGGAGGCCGGGAGCAGGACAGCGUCUGGCCGGGCUCUCGCGUCCGGUGGCGGAGGGUCACCGUCGGUCGGUCGGUGGAGAUCGGAGCUCGCAGGGACCCGCUGGUGCGGCUCUCUGUGUUUUUGUGCGUUUCUCUUUCGGGUCUGGACUCCGCUGCACACGGGAUUAACCGAUUGACGCUCCGGUACCGGGGAGUUUGGAUGUGAAGUCACCUGGAGUCCGGGCGGAGAGACGGGUUCGAUGGCGCAACGGUAUGAAGACAUGGCCCACUACGGGCUGGAGGGCGUGGGCGGCGUCUACGGAGACCCGCACCACCACCACCACCACCCUCACCACCACCACCACGCCGCCCGCUCUCUGCAGGCCGUGCACAUGGCCGCCGCCGCCGCCGCUGCCGCCGCCGCUGCCGCCGCCUCCGCCGGUGGCGGUGGUGGUGGUGGCGGCGGUCAGGGUGGUGGUGCAGGUGGUGGUGCGUACCUGCCGCACCAGUACGCCCAGUCCACCCACACCGGCAGCAGCAUGGGCGCCACAGCCGGGGACGCCGUCAAGAGGGACAAAGACGCCAUUUAUGGACAUCCUUUAUUCCCUUUGCUCGCACUGAUUUUUGAAAAAUGUGAAUUGGCGACGUGCACGCCGAGGGAGAGCGGCGUGGCCGGAGGCGACGUCUGCUCCUCGGACUCCUUCAACGAGGACAUCGCCGUCUUCUCCAAGCAGAUCCGAUCAGAGAGGCCUUUAUUCUCAUCCAAUCCAGAGCUGGAUAAUUUGAUGGUACAGUCCAUACAAGUGCUGCGCUUCCACCUCCUGGAGCUGGAGAAGGUCCACGAGCUCUGUGACAACUUCUGCCACCGGUACAUCAGCUGCCUGAAGGGCAAGAUGCCCAUCGACCUGGUGAUCGACGACCGGGACGGGAGCCGCUCGGACAGCGAGGACUUCAUCCGCUCCGCCGGGAACAACGCCGAUCAGAUCUCGUGGAGCAGAGAUCACGACGACGCGGCGUCCGUCCGGUCGGCCGGGACGCCGGGGCCGUCCAGCGGGGGACACACGUCCUACAGCGGAGACAACAGCAGCGAACAAGGUGACUGCAUGGAUAACGGCGUGGCGUCCCCCAGCACCGGGGACGACGACGACCCCGACAGAGACAAACUGCACAACAAAAAGAGGGGCAUCUUCCCCAAAGUGGCCACCAACAUCCUGAGAGCCUGGCUCUUCCAGCACCUGACGCACCCGUACCCGUCGGAGGAGCAGAAGAAGCAGCUGGCUCAGGACACCGGCCUCACCAUCCUGCAGGUCAACAACUGGUGA